Molecule: messenger RNA, 1825 nt
Organism: Rattus rattus (black rat)
Lineage: Eukaryota; Metazoa; Chordata; Mammalia; Rodentia; Muridae
Gene: Thumpd2
Product: THUMP domain containing 2
Exons: 10
Coding region: 13-1662 (549 amino acids)
Biological process (GO): tRNA methylation
Molecular function (GO): tRNA (guanine) methyltransferase activity
Source: RefSeq, a predicted model, not a curated record
CGCCCGAGCACCAUGGCGGCGGCCGGGGCAGACCCGGGUUCUGAACCCGCUGGCGGGGCCCAGUUCUUCUGCACCGCGGGCCGUGGCCUGGAGCCGUUCUUGAUGCGGGAGGUGCGCGCGCGGCUGGAGGCCACGCAGGUUGAAUAUAUUUCAGGAAAAGUGUUUUUCACUACCUGUUCAGAUUUGCCCUCGAUGAAGAAGUUAAAGUCAGCGGAAAGACUGUUUGUGUUGAUUAAGAAGCAGCUUCCCAUUGCGGUCUCCUCCCUGCACAGAGGAAGAAUACUUAAUGAGAUGCAAAGAUUUAUAAGCGAUGACCCAGGAAGCUGGCUGAAGGCGAUUUCACUCUGGAGAAAACUUCUCGACCAUGAUACAAACGGAGAAAAGGUUUCUCAAGGGGAUGCUAACCCACUAAAACGGAAAGCAGGAGAAAAUGACAGUAUCACUCCUAAGAAAUUGAAAUUAGAGGAGAUGCAAGUGGUUGACAAGAGUCACGGGGAAAGCCAGCAGGACCAACCACAAGGCCCACCGGAGCAAGGGGAAACUCUCGCUAGAACGGACGAGCUCCAAGAGCAAAGACUCCGUAGAGCCUCGGAGACGACGGCGCAUGCUCAGAGCCCGGAGGACUUGACCUUCAGGGUUUCCUGUCGCUGCAGCGGGAGUAUCAGAAAGGUUGUCACCGGACAGGAGGCAGGAAGAGUGGCUGGACUGGCUCUCACGAGGCAGUUUGCUUGGAAAGCUGAUUUGAGGAAGCCAGACUUAGAGAUCUUCAUGCACCUGAGUGACGCCUACUCUGUGGUGGGGAUUCCUCUGCUCAGAGUUCCCUUAGCCAGCAGAACUUACCUCCAGACAGCUGGGCUGCGGUCAACCAUAGCGUGGGCUAUGGCAUCCAUUGCGGAAAUUAAGGCAGGAGCCCUGGUUUUAGAUCCGAUGUGUGGCCUUGGGACUAUACUUGUGGAAGCUGCUGAAGAGUGGCCAGACGUAUUUUACGUGGGUGCUGAUGUGAGCGACUCGCAAUUACUUGGCGCAUGUGACAAUCUGAAGGCCGCAGGCCUUGCACACAGGAUCGAGUUACUCAAAGGCUCUGUCGCAGAUUUACCACUGCCAGCGCAAAGUGUGGACGUUAUUAUUUCUGACAUUCCAUUUGGAAAAAAAUUUAAGUUGGGAAAAGACAUCAAAAGCAUUCUACAAGAAAUGGAAAGAGUGCUGCACGUUGAUGGAGUCAUGAUCUUGUUGCUCAGUGAGGAUCACCACCGGCGUCUUACAGACUGUGGAGGCAGCAGCAUGCCCCCGACUUCCCAGGGCAACGUCUCUGACCCUGAGAUGAAGAUGCUUUUGAAUCCUGACAGAACUGGUGCACCAGACACAGCAUCACCUUCACAGAAAGCGAGCGGCUUGCAGAGUCUGGGCAGGCCAUUGCCCUGUGGCUCAUUGGUGCCAGUGGAGUCCUUCAAAGUCAGCCUUGGCAAAAUAGACGCUUUCAUAUGUAAGUAUAAGAAGGCAUCCGCUUCGGGACUGUCCCCAUCCCGAUGCCAUGAGCCAGGUGCACAUCCGGAGGUGGCGGCCAUGCAAGGAUCCCCUGGUCUCCAGGAUUCCAUGUGCCCCGGAGCUCCAAGCGCACAGCCUCUACCGGUGGGCGUGGCCAAGAACACAGCAGUCCAAUGAGGCGCCCUGCUUUGUCCUCUCCAGUAUUCAGCUCUUAACAAAGAACAGCUGAUCAAGAUGUUGGAAAGACUUGAUGUAAAAAGUACUUCUUCCCAAAAGUCUGACUUGAGGAAACCUUUAUGUGUAACUUUUUUAUAUAUUAAACUUCAUUUUUUUAAACCUA